This is a messenger RNA of Arvicola amphibius (Eurasian water vole), 4411 nucleotides long. RefSeq names its product ankyrin repeat and SOCS box containing 3 (gene Asb3). Gene Ontology annotation, biological process: intracellular signal transduction; positive regulation of transcription by RNA polymerase II. The coding region runs from base 183 to 1784 and encodes 533 amino acids. The record is from RefSeq and is a predicted model, not a curated record. Gene Ontology annotation, molecular function: protein binding; transcription cis-regulatory region binding. NCBI's taxonomy places the organism in Eukaryota, Metazoa, Chordata, Mammalia, Rodentia, Cricetidae. Gene Ontology annotation, cellular component: nucleus. The transcript has 10 exons.
CAACAUCCGGGGUCGUGGGGUCGGUGGCCUACGGAAGCCCGCGCUUGAAUCGCGCUGCCUUGAGUUGGGCCGUAGCAUCCUAGCGGUUGGACGCAAAUGCUAAGGUCCAAGAACUGACGCCGGUUGGGCGGCUCUGGGAGUCAGCCCUUGAGCGGAGCGGAACGGCGAGACUAAUCAAAAGGAUGGAUUUUACAGAGGCUUACUCAAGCACAUGCUCUACAGUUGGACUUGCUGCCAGAGAAGGCAACGUAAAAAUUUUAAGGAAACUGCUCAAAAAAGGUCGAAGUGUAGAUGUUGCUGAUAACAGGGGAUGGAUGCCAAUUCACGAAGCAGCUUAUCACAACUCUGUAGAAUGUUUGCAGAUGUUACUUCAUACAGAUUCAUCGAAAAACUACAUUAAGACAAAGACUUUUGAGGGCUUCUGUGCAUUACAUCUUGCUGUGAGUCAAGGACAUUGGAAGAUCACACAGAUUCUUUUGGAAGCUGGAGCAGAUCCUAAUGCAACUACUUUAGAAGAAACUACACCGUUGUUUUUAGCUGUUGAAAGUGGACAGAUAGAUGUUCUGAAGCUGUUACUUCAACACGGAGCAAAUGUCAAUGGAUUCCAUUCUAUGUGUGGAUGGAAUUCCUUGCACCAGGCUUCUUUCCAGGGAAAUGCUGAGAUUAUAAAACUGCUUCUUAAAAAUGGAGCAGACAGAGAAUGCCAGGAUGACUUUGGAAUCACACCCCUGUUUGUGGCUGCUCAGUAUGGGAAACUAGAGAGCUUGAACAUUCUUAUGUCAUCUGGUGCAAAUAUCAAUUGUCAAGCCUUGGACAAAGCUACUCCAUUGUUUAUUGCUGCACAGGAGGGUCAUAUAAAAUGUGUGGAACUUUUGCUGUCCGGUGGGGCAGAUCCUGAUCUUUACUGCAAUGAAGACAAUUGGCAGUUGCCUAUUCACGCUGCUGCACAAAUGGGCCAUACAAAGAUCUUGGAUUUGUUAAUCCCGCUUACUAACCGGGCUUGUGACACUGGUCCAGACAAAGUGAGCCCUGUUUACUCAGCAGUGUUUGGAGGACGGGAAGAGUGCCUGGAAACAUUACUGCAGAAUGGUUAUAGCCCAGAUGCACAGAUGUGCUUGGUCUUUGGAUUCAGUUCCCCUCUGUGCAUGGCUUUCCAAAAGGACUGUGACUUCUCUGGAAUUGUGAAUAUUCUAUUGAAGUAUGGAGCCCAGUUAAAUGAACGUCACUUGGCAUACUGCCUGAAGUAUGAGAUGUUUUCAAUGUUUUGCUGCUUUUUGAAGAAAGUUUGCCUAUUGACUCCUUGGAAUCAUACAUCUGAAUUUAUAAGUUAUGCAGUUAAAGCACAAACAAAAUAUAAAGAGUGGUUGCCACAUCUCCUGCUGGCUGGAUUUGACCCAUUGACUCUGCUGUGCAGCAGCUCUUGGGUUAACUCAGUCAACGAUGAUGUCCUUAUUUUUACUUUGGAAUUUUCUAAUUGGAAGAGACUUCCACCACCUGUUGAAAAGAUGAUCUCUGCUCGUGCAAACUCUUCUUGGGCUCUUCAGCAACAUAUGGCCUGUGUUCCGUGCCUGACCCAUCUCUGCCGUUUGGAAAUUCGGGCAAGUCUAAAAGCAGAGCACCUUCGUUCUAACAGUUUCAUCCAUCAGUUGCCUCUUCCCCGAAGUUUGCGGAGCUAUUUGCUCUAUGAAGAGGUUUUGAGGAUGAAUGAAAUUCCAGAACCUGCAGCUAUUCAUGAUGUAGAAAGCAGUGAGGCUCCUGACAGCACAAUUGUCAGUGCUGUUUAGUCACAAAAGAUGGGACCGUUUACAACUGGGCUGCCCAGUCCCUCCUCCCCAAUACUAAGAACUUUGCUCAUCCUGCCUUACUCAGUUGUCUUCAGUGUACUUUGUUUUGUAGUGUUUGCUGACCUGAUCAUUUUCUGCUUUGUUCUGCUACCGAGCUGUCAUGCUGCUAUGGUGUUGGAGGUGACCUCUUCCCAGUUAAGAUUCGUGUUCACCUGUGCUUGAUACUAGGGAUGGAAGCCAUAAACUUCCCAGGAAGAAGAUAUAAGAACUGUGCUUUUGAAUCACUUAACACUGUUAUUUUAUUUAUGCAUUGACAUCCUCUAUGUUUAUAAAAGGAAAUUUUCCUAUGUUGUCACAAUCUGUGUUCCUAUUUUUUAAUUCAGAUAUAUUUGUGAGCUGUUGAUAUUCUUGCAUUUUAACAUGUAAACUCAGGGGAAAAUUUUUGAAGAACAUAGAUUUCAGUCACGUUGUUUUCUUAGACCCUUUCUUCAUACUUUUUGGCAAAAUAUACCCCAUUUUCAGUCUGCCAAGAACUGCCAAGAACACCCCUAAACUCCAAGGCAUACUCACUAUAAAAAUUAUGUCAUUUUUAGAAAUAUUGUACUGGACUCAGAAAAUUAAUAAGGAGACCUGAGAGGAGCAUUCAUACAGCGCCAUCUGUAGAGACGGGCACAUUUCAGUUGUCUAAUGCUAAAUAGAAAAGUCAGACUUCACUCAGCUCUAGAAUAAGAGGGCAGGUUUGUUUCUAUGAAUCAGUAAUAGCCAAUAAUAUUCUGUUCAUAUAUACAAUACCUUUCCUCCUUAAUACCUGGAUGUAUUUUUAGACCAUUGAUAAAAGACCUUAGAGUCCUUCCUUGUGAGUUUUAUAAUAGCUUUUUCUAAAUCUUGAGUCAAGAAAAAUCAAACAUCAUCGAGACAUUUGUCUGAGAGACUGGAAGUUAGCCUUGAGAGGGAGGUAUUAGGGUGUUGCUGUCAUAAUAGGCAGCACAGGCUGAUUUCUUCAGGAGGUAGAACUUCAUCUCUUGCCAGCAACCUGUGCUUGGUUAGAUCAUCUGGACCCAUCUCUAAUAGACUCUUAAACGAGCAUGAUGAAGGGGCACUUCAUUAGCAUGCAUUGGGAAGACUAACUCAUUCCUCAUAUUCAAAGUCUUGUUUGAUGUACAUAUAUAGUUAGAUAUUGAAAAUCAGGCAGAAGUUCUGAUGGUUCAAUUUAACAAAGAUUUUCCAAAAUUGUAUGCACUGUGGUUUGUUUUUUUUUUUUUUUAAAUAGUGUGACCUUUGUUUUUCAAACUCUGUUUCAGGUUUUAUUUUUGGUCAUAGCUAAGUAUACACAUAAUGUUUUUACAGAGUAUCUUUUAACGUAUUCUGUUUGUGUUCAAAUGUGUUACAAAAAUCCGGUUUUCCAUAAGCUAGCAUUGAGGUUUUAUUUUUGAAGCCCACCCUAAAAUUCAGUACAGAUGACCCCUCCCUGGCUGGUGAUUUUUUGACUUUACAGGAGUGAAAAAGUGACAAGCAUCCCAUAGAAACUACACUUUGAACUUCAUCUUUUCCUAGGCUAGCAAUACAUAGUAUGCUAGUCUCUUGGAGUCUGAUGAUACUGAGAAGUGACAGUGAGCUUUCACUGCUAGCCCGUCAUGUGGUCACAAGGAUAUCUAUAGAGGCAUGAAUAUUAACAGAUAUGCAUUGGAGAAACUAGCAAUGCUAAACAUGCAGACUUAUGUCUUUAAUGGAAGGGGGUGCACACCUGUUUUCCCACCCAGAAGACUGGGGUGGAUAUUGUUAAUAACCUGGUGACCUUUGCUAUCUGUAGGGUGAGGCCUCAUCCAAAUCCCUCAGAAUGUUUAUUCCAGGCUCCCCCUCCCUAGACCUUUAUCUACUUUGUUUCUCAGCAGAACCUAUCCUUAGGGGAGGUGUCAUGUGUAUUUUAUAGCCUGGUGACCUCUACACUAUCUUGGUCAGAGACCACACCAGAUUAUAUGAAGAUUCAAAGCCAAGCCCCCCAAAACACAGCUCUUUAAAGUCCAUACCUCCUCAUCCUUCCCAAACAGUUCCACCAAGUAGGGAGUAACUAUUCAGACAUAAGUUUAUGGGGAUCAUGCUCAUUUUGAUUACCCCAGUGGGAUGGGCAGGUGACUCAAGGAUUAAGAGCACUUCCUGCUCUUUCAGAAGACCAGAGGUUAGUUCCCAGUAUCCACACAGAGUGGUCCACAAUGCAGCUCCAGGCAUUCAUUGUUGUUGAAGCCCAGAAUAUGUAGCCUGAGCUGGCCUCAGACUUACAAUGAACUUCCUGCCUUGACCUCACUAUUGUUGGAAUUUAGAUAUGAGUCACCACGUAUAGCUAAGUUUUUGGUUUUGAAAUUGGUUAGUGAUUAUUCUGGUUUGUGUCUAGAGUGUCUCCCAAAGUCUAUGUAUUAAAUGUUUGCUCUCUAGUCUGUGGUGCUUUUGGAAAGUUUUAGGAGAUGGAUAGACCCUUUGAGGAAAUAUUGGAACUCCCGUCUUCUGUUUCCUGAUAUGCAUGUCAAGUGGGCAUGUUUGCUCUACUCUUUAUAUCUUAGGCCCAAAGUUAUUAACAGGCCAACCAUGGAAUGAAAACCUCCCAAGCUAAAAUAAAACUUUUCUUCCUUUAA